Messenger RNA from Hippopotamus amphibius kiboko, 1390 nucleotides. It is a transcript of the gene CEBPG, whose product is annotated as CCAAT enhancer binding protein gamma. Gene Ontology annotation, biological process: DNA-templated transcription; regulation of transcription by RNA polymerase II. Gene Ontology annotation, molecular function: DNA-binding transcription factor activity, RNA polymerase II-specific; RNA polymerase II cis-regulatory region sequence-specific DNA binding. The record is from RefSeq and is a predicted model, not a curated record. The transcript has 3 exons. NCBI's taxonomy places the organism in Eukaryota, Metazoa, Chordata, Mammalia, Artiodactyla, Hippopotamidae.
CCAAAACAGAAACCGAUGAUUCAAAACAUCACCUCGAGUAAUUGUGUUUUCCAAAGACAGGUGCUGCCUUCAAGAUGCUACGCUUCUCCAACGCCUCCGACACUCACAGAAUCUUCCUCCCAGCCGGUCGCCUAUCGGCCGGGGUGCCGCCAGGCGCGCUCGGCUGGGGAACCCCUGGCGGACGCUCCCACCGCCCCCGCCCCUGCCUCCGCGCCGUGGGCCACGCCCCCGCCACGUGCCCGCCUCCAGCGGCCAGGCCGCCCGCGACUGGCUGGCGGCGCUGUCCGUCGCGGGGGGGAGGGCGCGUCCCCCACAAGCCGGCGCUUCCAUUGGUCGUGGCGGCGGCGGCCUCGCGCGCAGCCCCCCCGCGAGGAGGGAAAGCCGGUGGCGGCGGCGGCGGCGGAACGGGCGGAGGCUGCUGGUUUCGUAACCGUCGCUCCUCCUCGCUGACUCGCGGGCUGCGAGGCCUGGGUCGGGUCGGGCCGCGCCUCGCGAGGCCGCUCGGAGUGGAGGCCGCUUGGGGGCGGGCGGGCUGAAGGCGCAGGCAGCCACAAUUCCAGGUACAUGUAGAGAUUUCUUGGCAGUUUAGCGUGGAAACCAUUGAUCACCUUGUCCCCGUUUCUGCUUGUUCUGUGUUGACGAGGGAGCGUGCCCAAAUGAGCAAGGUAUCGCAGCAGAACAGUACCCCGGGCGUGAACGGAAUAAGUGUCAUCCAUCCUCAGGCUCAUGCCAGCGGCUUACAGCAGGUUCCUCAGCUGGUGCCCGCCGGCCCCGGGGGCGGAGGCAAAGCUGUGGCUCCAAGCAAGCAGAGCAAGAAGAGCUCGCCCAUGGAUCGCAGCAGUGAUGAGUACCGUCAGCGCAGAGAGAGGAACAACAUGGCUGUGAAAAAGAGCCGGCUGAAAAGCAAGCAGAAAGCGCAGGAUACACUGCAGAGGGUGAAUCAGCUCAAGGAGGAGAAUGAACGGUUGGAAGCAAAAAUUAAACUGCUGACUAAGGAAUUAAGUGUACUGAAAGAUUUGUUUCUUGAGCAUGCACACAACCUCGCAGAUAACGUGCAAUCCAAUAGCACUGAAAAUACAACAAAUUCUGAUAAUGCAGGACAGUAGACCUCACCUCUUCCAAAUGUCACAGCUUGUGGCUUGAACAUUAAAGGGGUGACUACGUACGUACACCACCGCAGCAGCCGCUGAACCUCCAUUAUUCAGAGAUCCACUGAAGGUUGUUUUCUAGGAUCAGCACUGAAGAGUUGACGAGCUAAAAAUGUUAGCCAUGUAAUUUGAAUAUCUGGUUUUAACUGAUAAGGAUUUAGGUGGGGAUAAAAGACAUUUUUGAAGGUAUAUGGUAAAAAAAAUGCCCUAGACCUUGAUGUUCUUAAUAAAUCCUGACUUCC